GGAAAUGACUUCGUCGCAGUUGAUUGCCUUGGUUUUCUUCAUUGCAUUAGCAGCUGUCAAUGCCUAUAAAAAGCCUCACUGUUCAAACGGUAAAAUGACGGACAAAAUACGUGACUUGUUCCUGAGCUUUCACAAUAACGCUCGUCGAAGAGUGGCUCAAGGUAAAGAGCCGAAUAAGGUCGGAAAGUUGCAUCCAGCAAAAAAUAUGUACGAGCUGGAAUGGGAUUGCAAAAUGGAGCAACAAGCACAAAAAGCCAUUUCUUCUUGCUCUGACGAAAUCAAAAAUUGGGCCAAUAUGGCACAGAACGUCAUGACGUGGACAAGCACCGGCGGAUUUGAUGAUCCAAUCAAAGAAAUCAAAUCAACAUUGGAUAUUUGGUGGAGUAAAGCGAAACGGCAUGGUGUCAAUGAUGCAGGAAACAGAUACACAAGCACUAGCUUAUAUAGCUUUGCCAAUAUGGUUCACUCUGAAACGACAAAAAUCGGUUGCACUUACAAUAUCUGCAAAAACAAAAUGGUCAUCACUUGCCUCUAUAACGAAAUUGGUUAUUCUACAAAUGAAAUAAUGUGGGAAACAGGAAGAGCUUGCAAAACUGGUGCAGAUUGCACCACUUACCCCAACUCUGGCUGCUCUGCUGGGCUCUGCACAAAAGGAGCCAAUGUAAAAGAAACCAACCAUAUGUGUCCCAAAAACAAAGGAAUGACUGACCGUGCAAGACAAAAAUUCUUAUCUCUUCAUAACCAAUUCAGGUCAAGAGCUGCUCGUGGCUUAGAACCAGAUCCACUGGGGGGAAAGACUCCUAAAGCUUCCAAGAUGCUUAAAAUGGUCUACGACUGCGCAGUCGAAGCGAGUGCCAUGAGGCAUGCCAACAAAUGCGUUUACCAGCACUCUCAGCCAUCUCAAAGAAAAGGGCUUGGAGAAAAUCUUUUCAAAACCACCGUGCUUGACUUGAAUAAAGUCAAGGCAGCUACGCAGUCCUCUGAGGGGUGGUGGAAUGAGCUGAAAGAUUAUGGCAUUGGCCGCUCCAAUAAACUAACACAAGCGCUUUGGAACAGGCCUAAUAAGCCAAUUGGACAUUACACCCAGAUGGCCUGGGGAACGAGCCAUAAACUUGGAUGUGCUGUCGUAGCUUGUCCUAAAUUCACAUAUGCCGUCUGUCAAUAUGGACCAGCUGGCAACUACCUUGGUAGGGUCAUUUACUCAAUCGGUGAACCAUGCAGCGGAUGUCCUGGAAAGUGCAGCAAAUCUGAAGGAUUAUAUUUCGGAAAGGUCAAGCUGAGAAGAAAGUCUCGGGAGCGAGAUUACAUUCCAUUUGGAUUUGACAGUAUACUCCAUUUUCUUAUGCACAUCCAAUAUAGCUUGGUCUUGGAAUAUUUGCGGUAUCGAACCCUCCGCAACAAAAAAAAACUGCUAAUUUUGAAGAAGCUGGACUCAGAUGCAAAAACAGGAAUAUUGAUCCGCAUCGAGAUAGUUUUGGGAGUAGCUUGUUUUGGAAAAGCAACUUAUCCGUGA
Molecule: messenger RNA, 1513 nt
Organism: Cylicocyclus nassatus
Lineage: Eukaryota; Metazoa; Nematoda; Chromadorea; Rhabditida; Strongylidae
Source: the annotation of a GenBank genome assembly